AUUUUUUUUUAACAAUAUAAUCUUAGGUGAAUGUUCAAAUAGUCCUUUUAAAAUUAAGGUUUUAUCUUAGUGUAUUUCCCCGUUACCUAGUUUAUUAUUUUGCAGUCGACGUUCAGAUUUAAAUCAUAAAUAUAAGUCAUACAUAUAAUUCACAUUUACAUUAAACAAUAAUAAAAUGCAUAAAAACAGUGCUUUAUUAAUUUUUGGCUCUACCACCACUCGAUUCAGUCAGAUUUUAAAGAAAUCUUUCAAAAAGGAUUUGUUCAAACAAUUCAUUGAACUAGGUUUGACUCAAAAGAAUGAUUCGUUGAUGAGUCGGACAGCACUAUUCUGUUAAACCCGACCUGAAAGUUAUGUAGUUGGAAAAUCGGCGUUCUUACCAAACAACUAUAAUAGGGAAAACACUUGUGUUGUGGUCUAUUUUGCCAAACUUUGGACGGAGAGAUAUUAUAUCAUGCAUUUAAAACGCAGAGACCGAUAGCUGGAUUGUUUAUGUGGUGAUUUUACAUUACCUGGAAGAGUGGAGUCUGCAUGAGUGGCAUGUGUUUGGAGACAUGUCUCAAGCCUCAAGGACCAUGAAACCCGACGUGAAAAUCGUCAUUCUGGGGGACAUGAACGUGGGGAAGACUUCUCUCCUCCACAGAUACACAGAGAGGAAAUUUAAGGACACCAUCAGCACAGUCGGAGGGGCGUUCUUCCUCAAACAGUGGGGACCCUACAACAUUUCUAUAUGGGACACUGCAGGUCGAGAGCAGUUUCAUGGCCUGGGCUCCAUGUACUGCCGCGGCGCAGCUGCUGUCAUCCUCACCUAUGACGUUACCAGCUGGCAGAGCCUGGCCGAGCUGGAAAACCGCUUCCUGUCCCUGACCGAUACUGCCAGCACUGACUGCAUAUUUGCCAUCGUGGGUAACAAAGCAGACCUUACUGACGCUCUCGCUCAAGAGCCAGGACCAAAGAGCGAGCGACGGGACGAACCUCAGUCUGUGGUCACGUGUCCGACUCCUGCGCCUCUGCUUCAACACAAACAGGUCAGCAGAGAGGACGCCAUGGCCCUGUACGGCCGUGUGCUACUCUACAAGGGCCUGGAGGAGAAGGCCUGUCUGUCCGCUGAGAGGAUGUGCUUCGAGACCAGUGCUAAAACGGGUCACAAUGUGGACGCUUUGUUUGAAACCCUCUUUGAUCUGGUUCUGCCCUCCAUCCUGAAGAAAAGGAGUGAGGGAGAAAAUGCCACUGUGGAUCUGGAGAUGCCAAUGGAGGUGAAAAAGACUAAAGCAGGAUGUUGUGCAUGAAAAACAUUGCAGGACAAAUAAUAGGAGAUGUGGGAUUGUGUUGUCAGACAGUGCCAAAGAAGGAAUGGAUCAAACCCCCCCAGAACAGAAUUAAUAAAUAAAAAAAUACAUACUUGUUUGUGUUCAUACUUGUUGACUGUACAUUUUUUUUUUUUUAUUAUAUAUGGACUAAAUGUAUAUUUUGUGAAUAUGACAUGAAUAUUUUCUGAUACUGCCGCACAAAAUCUGAGAAAAAUAAAAAUU
Molecule: messenger RNA, 1532 nt
Organism: Carassius auratus (goldfish)
Lineage: Eukaryota; Metazoa; Chordata; Actinopteri; Cypriniformes; Cyprinidae
Product: ras-related protein Rab-20-like
Exons: 2
Coding region: 555-1289 (244 amino acids)
Molecular function (GO): GTP binding; GTPase activity
Source: RefSeq, a predicted model, not a curated record